GAUAUCGAUAUCUCACCUUCAUUGGCCAACCAGCAUUCAUGUUAUUUGAGUGCGAGACAAAUGAAAACAUUUAAAUUAAUGAGUCAAAUGAAAAUGUUUAAAUGACUAAAUUAUCGAAUUGAGAAUUGAAAUUCUAGAGGAAUGUGCAUACCCGUUAAGCACUGGACUUCACUCGAUGACUGAAUGAAAUGUUGAUUAUAUAGCAAACUGAUUUCGUGUUUGUGACACCUAUUUGCACUAAACAGUGCAAAAAUAAACAAUUAAGCUUUUCAUCUGACUCACCCUCGCAUACAAUAUUCCACACACAGAUACAGUAGCGGAUUUAUUACAAUGAAUGUAAAGGCUAUAGAGAUGAGUGUUACAACUUUGUUUGAAUAUCACAGACUCUCGAGUUUUAGUCUUGCUCUCACCCUUGAGUUUUUAUUCUUACGUUAAAGUGAUGGGAGUGGUUGUGCUGAGGCAAUCGUUAAAGAGAAGUUCAGAAAUGAUUCAGCAACCCGUGGUGAGGCAUGAUGCUGCUGCUUUAGAUGCCUUGAGCUCUGGUACCGCGGGGUUUCCCUCUCGCAUCACCAUGUGUGGGUAAGAGCUCUGACGUUAACCCCUCACUUUCCUCUCUCCAUUUUGAGGUCUUAACGUUCUCUCUGGCCUACCUGUGUAAGAUGGAGGGCUUGAGUUAAAGGUAAAUGCGUGGUGUAAGUGGGGAAAAGCCCACUGGCUCUAUCUGCAUGUCGAAUUCGGAAAACCCCGACGAAUUUUAGUAUCUUUUCUUAGAGUUAUUACUGUAGCAGACCGCUCAGUGUAAGUCCUGUUUGUUUGUAAUUGUAGGUUUUUGGUGGUUUUUUUUUUUUUUGGUCUAAUAUAGAUCGUGUUUGUCUUGUUUUGCCAGUGGUGGAUUAGCUAUAUGUUGGUUUUCUUUAAGAAAACCUUUUCUAGCUUAGACAGAGCAAGGAAAAGCCAUCACAGUGUAAUUAAAUGAUAAAUGAUGAGUUAUGAUCAUACUUUUUUUUUAUUUAUUUAUUUUUUAACUAUACGUGUUUAGAAAAUGGUUAUUUUGUCAUGAAUAUAAAAUGUAUAUUCUUGAAGCUUAAAAAAAAGACUUUGGAGCUUGCAAUGAAAAAAUAUUUCAGUAAAUAUUUAAUAAUCUAACAAUAAUGUGAUCAUUGAGGUUACACAGAUGACUCCUGAGCACUGUGUCCUUUAGAAAUAUCGUGCCACUGUAUUAUCGUCUAAAGGGCCAGAAAUGUUGCUUUUCCAUGACGCGUAGCCUCCAGGCCUGUUUGUCUGAUAAAUAUCACUGUGUCAGCAUUUCAUUUUCAGCUGUUGAUAUCAUGUUUUUGACUAUACACCUCAUUCUGCGUUCCAGUUAUGACUUAACCCUUCGUUUCUAAUGGCAGCUGUAAGCUUCAAAAACGACCGGGAAAGUACUGCAUGUAGGCGAUUUUUAAAAAUUUUUUUUUUCGAAUACAGCAUUUAAUGACAUCCCACUUAUUAUUCCCUCGUCACGCCGCUUCAUUUGUCAUGUCUCAUUACUCAUUACGGUAUUUCCAUUAAUACCAAAUAAUAAGAAUUGUUCACUUGUGAGUGUUUUUUUUCUUUUAAUUUUGUGCAGUUCGUUUAGUAGACGCUAUAUUGAUGCUGCAUCCACAUAUUUAAGGUUGAUUUAUGGUGUAUUAACCCAGUCUCUGCCGUUCCAGGUUGAAUUGAUUUGGAUGCUCCAUCCUGCUGUAGAUUUGAGCCAUGAGUGUACUGCUGGUGGAGGCUUUCUACGGCGGCUCUCACAAGCAGCUGAUGGACCUUCUUCAGGAAGGUGUAGAAGACUGCGUGGUUUACACGCUUCCUGCUAAGAAAUGGCACUGGAGGGCCAGAACGGCAGCGCUGCAUUUCAUGCAGGCUGUCCCAAGCAGCCAAGCGUACAGGAUUUUAUUUACAAGCUCUGUGCUCAACCUCGCCGAACUGGUGGCCCUGCGUCCAGACCUCGCCGCUCUGAAGAAGAUCCUCUACUUUCACGAAAACCAGUUGAUUUAUCCGGUCCGCAAAAGCCAAGAGAGAGACUUCCAGUAUGGCUACAACCAGAUCCUUUCAUGCUUGGUGGCGGACGUGGUCCUGUUUAACUCGGCGUUCAACAUGGACUCGUUCCUGUCCUCCAUCUCCAGCUUCAUUAAGACGAUCCCCGACCACCGACCCAAAGGCCUGGAGGAGCUCAUCCGGCACAAAUGCCGCGUCCUUUACUUCCCCAUCCGCUUCCCCGAUGUCACCAGAUUUCUGCCGGAACACAAGCUCCUGUUGAGACCAACCCAGUCUCGGGAUAAUAUCGACUCGCGAGAUUCCCGAAAGCAUCCUGAAACAGCAGCAGCUAGACACGAGUGUGCUGCAGAAGACCCGGAGCAUCGACUAGCGUCCAAGCAGUGUUCUGAUCCAGAAAGAGGAAUGCCACGGCCCCUGCACAUCGUUUGGCCCCAUCGUUGGGAACAUGACAAAGACCCUGAGCUGUUUUUCCAGACCUUGCUAAAGCUGAGCGAGCGAGAGCCGAGCUUUGAAGUGUCCGUCCUCGGGGAGACAUUUACCGACGUCCCAGACAUCUUCGCCGAGGCUAAGGAACGGUUGGCUCGCCACAUCCGCCACUGGGGUUUCAUGCCCAGUAAGGAGGACUACCUCAGAACGCUAUGCCAAGCAGAUGUUGUCGUUUCCACGGCCAAGCACGAGUUCUUCGGCGUGGCCAUGUUGGAAGCAGUGCAUUGUGGUUGCUACCCACUGUGUCCAAAGGCUCUUGUCUACCCAGAAAUAUUCCCUGGUUCGUAUCUGUACUCAACACCUGAGCAACUCUUUAAGAGACUUAAGAGUUUCUGUAAGCAUCCUCAUUUAGCGAGACAACAUGUUCUUCAGGUGAACACGAAAAGGUUUUCCUGGGACGCUUUGGGACAGGAGUACAGAUCUCUGUUGACGACAGGUUCCAGCAACACGUCAUGAGAGAUGUGCACAUACGAACCUCAAUCAGGAUUGACACGUAAUGGGAAAAGACCAUUUUAGCAGCACUUUAUCAGUAGCAUCCCAUAUCACGGAGUUUUUUUAAAGCACGUCUUUUUUAAAUCGCUUAAAGCUCUCCAUUUUCAAGAGUCUACUUUUUUUUUUUUUUUUUUUUUUAAACUAUUAUUAAAAUUCAUAACUUGAAACUCAUCCAUAAUGCGGUCAUCAUGAGUGAUUGAUUAAUGCGACACUUAACAGGUAAGUAGUAUAUUAUAAAUGGCAAAUACAUAAAGUACAAAAGGAGUACAAGAAUAAGCAGUCAGAAUCCCCCAAACAUGUCCUACAGGCAACUAAAAUAAAGCAUUACUCAUGACUCUCAUAACAGACACAGCCACAAACCUGCCUCUGCCUCACCACCUCUCCAGUAAAACAACAUCCACAGCACAAGGACCUCAACGCUGAGUUCUUUUACAUGCAUAGUUUUAAGGGAGAGGAGAAAAAAAACAAGAAGUAAAAAAUAAACAACCUAGAAACCUGCGACCGCCGUCCAUGUUUUCCGCUUAGGCGGUGCCACCUCACAUUUCGGUUCAGAUCCAUUUUUAUCCUUUUUGUGCCCGAGCAGAGCUGCACGGCUGGAAUCUUCGCUUCCCACUCAGGCUGAGUGGCAGCCAAAGUUGUGGUUUGAAUCUCUUGUGGGCUGCACCUGGGGUUGCCAGGUUGUGACAGAGUCCCCCAAGGCUCAGAAAAGGUUAAUAGGAGGCCUUCGCUGCGCUGUGGUUGUGUCUAAAUAUAUUCAUAGUGUUUGCGUUUGGAAAUGAACCGACGUAUAAUUAAGGGGGCCCAAGAACUAGGUAUUUAUAAGUAGUCAAGAAAUGUAAAGAGGAAGAUGAAAUAACAUAUUUCCCUAUAAGUGUGUUUGCAUGUCAACCGCACGUGAGUGCUUGGACCCUUUGGUCGCUACCCCCUUUUAAUCUGCGAUGCUGAAAUCGUUUAAGUUGGUCAUUGGGGGAAAAAUUAUAACAAUAAAUCCCUUUUUAAACUGCUACCUCUGCCUUUGUGACAUGCAGCUAAUACAAAUGUAUUGCUAAUUCAGGUGCAGCAGAUGUGAGAUCGGAAUUAAAGGAAGAAAUGAAAUCAGGUUGUUAUAUAGCCCCCUUAUUUUCUGAGAGCAAAAUGAGGCCCAUCGUUCUUGCUUUUGGCAUAGGACCUGACGCACCUCCGGUUGAAAAAUGGUUCCUAAUAUCUUUUAUCAGCAUUCCUCAUGUGCAACUAUGAUUUUCUUUCCUCCAGAAGAUGCAGAGAGGUUAGCCGCUUGAUGGAUGUGUUAUUUCAGGGACAUUCCCACUCAUGGAUUCGUGUACAGUGGUCUCAGUCUCAUAAUCAAGCAUGUGCAAAGAUCCUAGUACAAAAGAAUCUUUAAGGGAGAUAAUGUGAUUUCUCACAUUUCGGUUUGGCGAAAGCCAACACCAUGUCUUGCCGUGGUAUGUUAGGCUCCAAAAACGGAUUGCUUUGACCCCUGAGUGCCAUGACAGAUCCGUUGUCGUUUGAGGAUCCUCUCCUGCAGCGUCAGACGAGUCUGGCCAACCUGAGGUCAGGACCUAAUGACGCCGUAAAGCUUAUACCACUGCUGUUUCGGCACUUACAAAAUGUCACCCCACAUAUAAAAACUUAAUAGCAACCUCUGUAAAAUGCAGUAGGCAUUAAGCCCUUUUUUCACUGGCUGUUUUAAUCCAUGUUCCUGCUUCUCACUGACUGUAUCGGAGGAACCGAAGUGACACAAACAGACCAAAACUCAAAGCCUGGUUGCGUGAAAUGGCCUUAUAUUUUCAAGUCAUUCUUGAAGGCUUUUGAAAUGAAUGGACUUAUAAAUGUUAGGCAAACAUUAAAACUCGAUUAGGAUUUGAUAGAAGAAAGGCCCGGUGGAGUGGGACUUUACUAACAUUAAAAAAAAAAAACCUCUAGUAUUGCAGUUUCCUGAUUGGCUGUCAAUCCAGUAGUCCAUCAGAUCUGGCAGUUAAGUGUAAUUGUGUAGUAACACUUCAAAUUCUGAUAUGCCAAAAACACAGGACAAAUUAACACAGGUGGCAGAAACGAAGACUUGUCAAGUCCUGCGAUAACUGCCUUUCCACCCACUACUGUACACUGAGCGUCUGGCAGUUUAAUCCCUCACCCACCUCACAGAUUCUCAGUCUUAACAGAAGAUUUGCGGCUGCUGGUUAGAAAUGUGUUUAUCUCGGACAUACCCUUUCACUUUUUCGCAGGACACUGGAUAAAGGGUUUUAAUUUGGACAUUUCUCUAGCUGUGCUUUCUGUGGUCUCUAAUAAAGUUGACUACAAUAUAAAAAUUGCAACAGCUGCCCCAAGUUACACGGAAAGGUGUUGAUUGUUGUUGGGAGGAGGUUUGGGGGUGUUUUUUUUUUUUUUAAAUGGAUUAUCAACGCGAAACAGUGGCAUUAAUUUCACGCCCCAGCAGUGAUCCUGCUUCUGUUUGGCUGUUGUUCUAAAACCUGAAAGGGAAAAUUAAAGAAUGAAAUACUUUAAGCAAUGAAUACCUUUAGUGUGUGUGUGUGUGUGUGUGUGUGUGUGUGUGUGUGUG
This is a messenger RNA of Ictalurus furcatus (blue catfish), 5560 nucleotides long. It is a transcript of the gene qtman, whose product is annotated as glycosyltransferase-like domain containing 1. The transcript is spliced from 10 exons. Bases 1738 to 2967 code for a protein of 409 amino acids. The record is from RefSeq and is a predicted model, not a curated record. Lineage: Eukaryota; Metazoa; Chordata; Actinopteri; Siluriformes; Ictaluridae. Gene Ontology annotation, molecular function: glycosyltransferase activity.